AGAACUGAUAACGUCAAUAUUGGUAAAUGUGAUUCUCCGGUCAUAUCUAAGUGUUCACGAGAUAACACAUGCAGUAACUGACAGUAAUAAUUCAGAGACAGUUCAAUAAGACCACGUGCCAACGAUUAAGUUACAAUUACUACACUAGAUAACAUCACUGACGUUAUCAUCAUUACAAAGAAGUCAACAAUACGCAGAUACAUCAGACUGUCCAACAAUUGCUACGGCGUGAUAAUCCAAUGAACGUUCAGAAUAAACCAAAUAUUUAUACAAUAAACAAUGCCGCGCCACCCUCAUACGACGAGGCAACUGGAUCAUCUACAUCAACGCCAUACAAUCCACAAUUCGAUCAAAGAUAUCCACCUGUAGUAGUCGGUCUGUCAUCUUCGGGAGCGUUUACGCCUAAUACAUAUCCACCUAAUUAUUAUCAAGGUAGAACACCUAUUCAAUCGUCUUAUCCACAAUAUGAAUCAGCGGAACAGCAAAAUCAACCAACGACCAUAAUUUAUAGCAGACCGUUGAUAACGGGGACUAGAGAAGACAAAUCAUGCAAGUUUGUUCGAAUAGUCUUGGCACUACUUAUGUUGGCAAUUCCAAUCAUUUUUUUAAUAAUAAUAUUUAAUUCUAUUCUAAAAUAAAUAAUAAUAAGAGAAGCGUAAUAUGUA
Monomorium pharaonis (pharaoh ant) is the source of this 665-nucleotide messenger RNA. RefSeq lists its product as uncharacterized. Bases 240 to 638 code for a protein of 132 amino acids. The transcript is spliced from 4 exons. NCBI's taxonomy places the organism in Eukaryota, Metazoa, Arthropoda, Insecta, Hymenoptera, Formicidae. The record is from RefSeq and is a predicted model, not a curated record.